Messenger RNA from Guyanagaster necrorhizus, 1808 nucleotides. RefSeq names its product laccase. The record is from RefSeq and is a predicted model, not a curated record. The coding region runs from base 124 to 1710 and encodes 528 amino acids. The transcript is spliced from 19 exons. NCBI's taxonomy places the organism in Eukaryota, Fungi, Basidiomycota, Agaricomycetes, Agaricales, Physalacriaceae. Gene Ontology annotation, molecular function: copper ion binding; oxidoreductase activity.
GCACUGGGAAGAUGGUAUAUCUCCUUGAGAAUUCAGGUCCGCAAAAUCUCACAAUUCAAUAUCCUGCAGUAUAAAGGACUUGCCAACCAUCCUACAUAAACUAUCAUUGAAUUCACUUCGAAUAUGCUGAAAUAUCUAGCCAUUCUCAUCUUCCUGCGUCUUGCGCCCCUGGUUCGCGCGAGCCAAGUUCAUUAUAACUUAAUCAUAGGGAAUGCCAUUGCUGCUCCUGACGGCUUCGAGCGCAACUCCGUUUUGGCCGGGUUCACAUCAGACACAUUGCAAUUUCCCGGACCCCUUAUCACGGCACAAAAAGGCAAUAUUAUAACGGUCAAUGUCAAAAAUGAACUUACUAAUACAAACAUGCGUGCAAGUACGAGCAUUAACUGGAGUGGGCUUCUUCAACUUGGCCAUCCCGAGUUUGAUGGUACAAGUUUCGUGACACAGUGCCCAAUCGCACCUAAUACGUCUUUCACCUAUAAUGUCGACACCGGAAACCAGGCGGGAACCUUUUUAUAUCGCUCAGGCCUUGGUGUUCAAUACGUCGACGGUUUGAGGGGUCCUUUAAUUAUAUAUGAUCCCGAAGAUCCUCACCUGAAUUUGUAUGAUGUCGACGACGACUCUACUAUCUUCCAGCUCGGCGAAUGGUACCACGGAUUCUCCACCGACGAUUUCAACAUUUUUCAGGAAACAGGAAGCAUUCCGAUCUAUGACGCAGGACUCAUCAAUGGAGUUGGUAGAACGCAGGGUGGACCUGAGGUCCCAUUUGGGGUGUUCAAUGUUGUUUCUGGCACUCGGUACCGCCUUAGGCUCAUCAGCAACGCUCCUCGUGCCGUGUUUGGAUUCAUCAUUGACCAGCAUAACCUUACAGUCAUUGAAGAAGACGGUAUUUCUACUGAGCCCGUAGAAGUUGAAGGGCUGGAACUCUACCCCGGUCAACGAUACUCGGUCGUAUUCACUGCCGAUCAGGCCGUUGGAAACUACUGGCUUAGGUCUAUUCCCCGCGGUGGAACUCAAACGAAAAACCCCAACUUGAAUGCUACUCUUUCCAUAGCUAUCGUUCGUUAUGCUGGCGCUCCCUUUGAAGACCCGACAACAUCCCAGGCAAACAUCACUUUGCUGAAAGAAACACAACUCCACCCUCUGAUCCAUCCUGGAAGCCCAGGUGGUCCUGACGCGGAGCCGGAUGUCAACAUUACGUUGAACUUCACCACGGGUGCUACAGCGACGAAUCCACUGGAUACAUGGCAUAUCAACGAUAUCUCCUACAAGGAUCCUCCCAUCCCCACGCUUGUCCAGAUCAUGAAUAACAAUGACACUUUCCCAGAAGACAGCCAUAUCAUAGUCCUUCCACCAAACGCUUUAGUGCAAUUGGUGAUGCCCUUGGGCGAGGAUGGUGGCGGUCAUCCGAUGCACCUUCACGGGAGCACGUUUGAUGUCAUUCAGCCCGGUGACUCCGGUGGGGUAAUGAACUUUAUCAACCCAUCUAGGAGAGACGUUAUCCCUGUUAUUGGAGAUGUAACAAUCAUUAGGUUCCGGACUCCUGCUGUUGGCAUUUUCCACUUACACUGCCAUAUUAUCUGGCAUGCCGAGGCUGGUCUCCAAAUGACACUUAUCUCUGGUCCCAAUGCUAUUCGAGAAAGCGUCAGGCCAAGUCCUGAAUGGAAUGACUUGUGCCUCAAGUACAACAGUCUAGCAGCGGAAUUCCAGUGACACGUAUUGGCAAUUUGCAUAGUCUGAGUCUGUGACAAGUUCAUUUUGUAGUGUGCCGGAUGUAAAAUAUAUGAAAUAUCAUUUCUGACGUGCUUCCA